This is a messenger RNA of Aspergillus pseudotamarii, 1229 nucleotides long. RefSeq lists its product as uncharacterized. The transcript is spliced from 2 exons. The record is from RefSeq and is a predicted model, not a curated record. Lineage: Eukaryota; Fungi; Ascomycota; Eurotiomycetes; Eurotiales; Aspergillaceae. The coding region runs from base 299 to 1075 and encodes 258 amino acids.
UGACUGUGGGCUGAAUAGCAGGGGUUUUGCAGAUAGAACAUGAUAAAGAGGCUCGGCUCUUCCCGAUGGCUCGGCAAGCUCCCGAUUGUCUUUUAAGCCGUCGGGAGCCUGCCGAUGGUGCUCUAUCAUCAAACAAUUUACAAACCAUUUUUAUAAAGCACUUAUAUUCGCUGUGCGUACAACAUCCACUGGCUGAAAAAACAUACAAUCCCAGGUCAAGAUAAGAACAGAAAACCGACGUGGAAGCUCUCCCAUUUCUCAUAUCUGCCUAUGCCAAGCCCUAAUCUUUAACGCCAAUAUGCCAAGCGAAGAAAGCGGCGACCAUUAUCAGCAUGUCGUGGUGCACGGGUUGCCCUAUGAUCGCGGUUUCUCGCAUGGACAGCAAGUCAAGGAUAAAAUUCUGCGAAAUAUUACUCAUUAUAAACAGCCAGGGAAUCUUAUCGCAUGGCCCACUGCGCUGCGAAUUAUUCGGGAAUGCUAUAUUCCAGGGCUGGAAAACUAUUGGUUAUCGGGCCUCACAGAGAUGCGUGGCGUCGCCGAUGGUGCAGGAGUGGACCUGGAAGAUAUAAUCUUAUUGAACGCUCGAUAUGACCUUUCACAUAUUAGCAAUCCUUCGACAACGGAAAACGAUCCAACUCGAAGUCUUCCUAAGCUGGCCUCGGAGACUGAAGAUGAACGUUAUUAUCCGUCGUACCCGCGAGCGUCUUCUGAAUGUACUAGCGCGAUUAUCCUAUCUGAAGCGACCGGCGAUGGAGAAGUAUACACGGCUCAAAAUUGGGAUAUGUCAGAUCGGCUCCUCAAGGAGGAUGGGAUCAUCUAUCUAGAGGUCCAUCCACACCCUUCGGAGAAUCUACCGUCGUUGUUCCUCGUAACUGAGGCGGGUCAAUUAUGCCGAUCAGGAAUGAAUUCGGAUGGGCUGGGGUUAUGUGCAAAUUCACUGUGCAGCUCAAUUGAUGCACUGCCAUUCUCGAUGGACGACGCUGUGGGGAAAGGGAAAAUGCCGGCUAUUCCUCCGUCCUCGGCUCUACGACGACUAUUCCUAGAAAGCCCUAGCUAUGCCGACGGCCUCAAAUGAGUCGCCAGAACACCUCGCCACGUUUCAUGCAAUUUGAUGCUGACAACUGCAGACAAUAUGGGAAUCUGUCUAGAAAUAACCCCCAAAAUCAUUUUCAGAAUAUCCGGAUCAGCUGGCUCUGACACUCCGUAUAUUCUGCAUAGCAACCAUUUUC